This is a messenger RNA of Heterobasidion irregulare TC 32-1, 2720 nucleotides long. RefSeq lists its product as uncharacterized. NCBI's taxonomy places the organism in Eukaryota, Fungi, Basidiomycota, Agaricomycetes, Russulales, Bondarzewiaceae. The transcript has 12 exons. The record is from RefSeq and is a predicted model, not a curated record. Gene Ontology annotation, cellular component: fungal-type vacuole membrane; cytoplasm. The coding region runs from base 1 to 2505 and encodes 834 amino acids. Gene Ontology annotation, biological process: autophagy; vesicle-mediated transport; endosomal vesicle fusion.
AUGGCACGGCGCUCUACGUUUCCUCGUUCGAGCGUGCUGAUCCUGGGCAUCAAUUCGCUACAUUCACUUCUUCCUGCGACACUCAUCUCACAAGCCGAGUCCUUGUUAGAGAGCCAUAGACUCGACGAUGUCGUAGAACUGGCUGAUCAGCAGCGGAAGAAGCUGCAGGGCAAGCUGACGGUGGACGAGGACGAGGCAGAUGAGCUCCGCUACGUCUACCAGCGGUUGGGCUUCCAGCUGAUGUCUGAGACGCGCUUUGAAGACGCGGGAUACAAUUUCUUCGAAGGUAACCUCGACCCGAGCGCCCUCGUCUCCUACUUCCCCGACCUCCGCGGCUCCCUGCUCUCCUCCGUGCUCGAGGUCGAUAUGUUCGUCGGCGUGGCGGACUGCAUGCCGCCGUACGACUCGGUCGACGAUAUAAUUGCCGCGAACCUAGUCAGGAACUACUCCCCGCACCUCGCGCCCAAUACGCGAUCCGCGCCGCCCACCGCCGAGCUGAGGCGGAUACUCGGCAUCGAGGCCCGUGAGAUGCUCGAGACGUUUCUGAGGAAAUGGCGGCGGAUACGUGGGGACUCGGGCACUCCCGAGGUGCACGCAAUUGUAGACACAGUGCUCGCGAAGCUCUUUGCCCACGGAGAGAAAACAGAAGAGCUGUAUACGCUUCUGGACGAUUCAACACAUCUCGUCCUCUCCGAGCUGGAAUCCAUCUUUCGGUCGACGGGGCAAUACAACGCGCUCUGCAAAAUCUACGCAAAACGUGGAGACGACGCGAAGCUGCUCGAAGCGUGGUCCAAACUGGCCGAAGGCGAAUGGACGGACGCGGACAUCCCAGAUCCACUGUCAGACAUGUUUGCGCUCCUCACCGAAAGGCGGAAUCGACAACUCACGCAGCAGUGGGGCAUCUGGCUCACCAGAAAAGAUUCGGAGCGCGCUCUCAAGUUGCUCACCUCACAAGGCUCAACGAGGCGUGCUAAUAGGGCUGAAGAUGACCUCGCGAUGCUGCAGCAGAUCCGGGAUGCGAACCCUGAAGCGGGAACGCAGUUCCUCGAGCAUCUAGUGUUACAGAAGCGGAGCACGGAUCGGACACUACACACCGAACUCGCGAUCACCUGCAUCGACCAACUCCUCUCCUUCCUGUCCGAAGACGCCACCUCGAAGCUCUGGCGCGCCAAAUCUGCGUCCUACGCGUCGACGCCGACGCCGAACCUAACCCCCUUCCUCGCUUACUUCGCGUCCACGACGCCCGACUCGCCCGCCAAGCGCGCGCGCCUGCGCACCGCGCUCUUCCUGCAGAACUCAAGGCUAUACGACGCGCGGGCCGUGCGCGCGCGCCUCGCGCCGCGGGAACGCGCGCUAGCCGUCGAGGUCGCGAUCGUCGAGGGCAAGGUGCGCGCGCGCGUUUCGUCGCGACCAAAGACACCAAGGCCGAACCUCCUGACCCCCUUCCCCUCGCCGCAGCUCGGCAACCACACCGCGGCGCUCACGCUCCUCGCGCUCACCGUGCGGGACCACGCGUCGGCAGAGGCGUACUGCGCGACCGGCGGCAGCAGCGCGAUCCCGCCGCGCGUCGCGCGCGCGCUGGCGGACAAGCAUGGGCUCGGGCCGUGGGCGGGCGUCGGCGGUGCGUCGGCGAAGGCGGCGCAGGCGGUGUCGGGCGCGGGGAGAGAAGGGGAUGCGGACCCCGCGGAGACGAGGCGGCUGCUGAAGGCGCUGCUGGAGGUGUACAUGAGCGGCGACGCGCCGGGACGCGACCGCGCGCCACCGCCGUCUUCACCGUCCUCGCCAUCGCCGCCACCGCCGCCACCGCCGCCAUCUUCGUCCUCGCCCUCGACGGGCCCUUCGACGUCCCCCUCGCCAAUCACGUCCUCCGCCUCCAUCAGCGCAAGCACGGCGCUGCUCAACGCCCAAGCCGCCAACUUCGACGUCGUCGACGUCCUCGAGCGCGUCCCGCCAACCUGGGCGCUCCCCGCGCUCUCCACGUUCCUCGCGCGCUCGCUCCGCCGCGCGGUGCACGCGCGCCACGAGGGCCUCCUCGUCAAGGCCAUCUGCGCAGGGCAGAACCUCGCCGUGCGUCCCUCCCGAUCCCCCUCCCGAUCCUUCCCUCCCGAUCCUUCCCUCCAUCCGACCCGCAUCGUUCCUGACCGCCGCCCCCGCCACAGAUCCUCGACACCACACACGCCCCCCUCCGCCUCGCCGGCGCCCUCCUCGAAGAAGAAGCCCCCGCCUCCUCCCGCUCCGACGCCUCCCACUCCGACGCCUCCUCCCGCUCCGGCGCAGACUCGGACUCGGACUCGGACUCGGACUCGGACUCGCGAGACGGCGCAAGCGCGCGACGGCGGCGGCGACGGCGGCGGCGGCGGUCGUGAUGGACGAAAAGGCGGCCUUGCGCGCGCGCGCGGUGGCAGUUCCGGUGGCAGUUCCGGUGCCGGUCGCGGUGCCGCGGUUUGGGCGUCGGCGUCGGCGUUGGGGUUGGCGUUGGCGUUGGGGUUGGGGACGAAGAUGUAGAUGGGGACGCAGACGCAGGCGAGGGCGAGGGCGAGGGCGAGGGGCCGCGAUGAGCGCGCCGCUCGACGCGCCGCUCGCGACGUUCCGUGCCAUCCCGCUCCGUUCUUAUUUUCUCGGAUGUUCGCUUUCUUCCGUCUCUCUCACGUCAUUCGCCGGACUGUGUACCGUACCGCACUCCUCGACGUCGGCAGAAUAUGAUAUUUCGUCUGUUCGGG